This is a messenger RNA of Acanthosepion pharaonis, 6876 nucleotides long. The record is from the annotation of a GenBank genome assembly. Lineage: Eukaryota; Metazoa; Mollusca; Cephalopoda; Sepiida; Sepiidae.
AUGAUGAUGAUGAUAUCUGAAAUGAGGGAGACCAUAAGAACACAGAGGCAUUCAGAAAAUGCUUUGCUCAAAGUCCGAACAAUUGCAACACGCAGUGAGGCAGAUAUCAUUCCAGGUUUGUUAUCUGUCAGUUCUGAUGUGGUGAGGCCGUUCAUUAUGGGAUGUGAAACAAAGCAUUCAAAGCUAGUGCAGAUUGGUUUAUCUUCUGUCCAGAAACUUAUUUCUCAUGAAGUUAUUUCAUUGGUAGCUGCAGAGAGUGUUAUUGACAUGUUAUGGUUGUUGAUGGAAUCAGGAACAGAAGAAUUAAAAUUGUUACAGACAGCCUUGCUUUUAAUUACAACUAAUUCUGUGGUCCAGCAUGAUCACCUUGCUAAGUCCAAUUCUGGUAACACUGAUUAUUCAACAACUCUUACCCCCCCAUCUCUUUCCCUUUAUCUUUUCUCUAUCUCACAAACACUUAAUCCCUCCUCUCUCUCUUUCCCCAAUCUCACAAACUCUUACUCCAUCUCUUUAUCUCUCGCCAUCUCACAAACUCUUAUCCCCUCUCCUCAUUCUCCACCCUAUCCCCUCUUCUCCUACUCCCCCUCUCCAUCUCUCUCCUCCCUCUCUUCCCAUCUCGCAAACUCUUACCCCAAUCAUCAUCUCUUUUCUCCCUCACAAACUCUUACCCCAAUCUUACCUCUCUGUCCUCCCGGUCUCACAAACCCUUACCAUCUACUUCUCUCCCUUUCACAAAGUUUUACCCCCAUCUCCUCUUCUCGCUCUACUCCCCCCCAUCUCCUCUUCUCUCGCUCUCUCCCCCCAUCUCCUCUUCUCGCUCUACUCCCCCAUCUCCUCUUCUCCCCCCCAAUCUCCUCUUCUCGCUCUACACCCCAUCUCCUCUUCCCCCCCAUCUCCCAUCUCCUCUUCUCCCUCUCCACCCCACUCCCCCAUCUUCUUCGCUCUACUCUCCUCUUCUCGCUCUCUCCCCAUCUCCUCUUCCUCUACUCCCCCCAUCUCCUCUACUUCCCCCCCAUCUCCUCUUCUCGCUCUACUUCCCCCAUCUCCUCUUUCGCUCUACUCCCCAUCUCCUCUUCUCGCCUACUCCCCAUCUCCUCUUCUGUCUCUCCCCCAUCCCUCUUCUCCUCUACUCCCCCCCAAUCUCCCUCUUCUCGCUCUACCCAUCUCCUCCCCCCCCCCAUCUCCUCUUCUAGCUCUCAUCCCCAUCCUCUUCUAGCUCUACCCCCCCAUCUCCUCUUCUCGCUCUACUCCCCCCAUCUCCUCUUCUCGCUCUACUCCCCCCAUCUCCUCUUCUCGCUUCAUCUCCCCAUCUCCCCUCUUCCCCCAUCCAUCUCCUCUUCCCUCCAUUCCCCCAUCUCCUCUUCUCACUCCCCAUCUCCUCUUCUCGCUCUCCCCCCAAUCUCCUCUUAUAGCCUCUACACCCCCAUCUCUCUUCUAGCUCUACUCCCCAUCUCCUCCCCAUCCCCAUCUCCUCUUCUCUCUACUCCCCAUCUCCCUUCAGCUCUACUCCCCCAUCUCCCUCUUCUAGCUCCUCCCCCCUCUCAGCUCUACUCUCCCCCCCCUCUCCCCCUCCCUCUUCUCCUCUCCCCCCCCCCCAUCUCCUCUUCUCGCUCUAUCUUCCCCUCUUCUCGCUCUACUUCCCCAUCUCCUCUUCUCGCCUCUACUUCCCCCAUCUCCUCUUCUCUCCUACCCCCCAUCUCCUUCUCGCUCUCCCAUCUCCUCUUCUCGCUCCACUUCUCCCUCUUCCCUCGCUCUACCCCAUCAUCCCUCUCUCUUCUGCCUCUACUUCCCCCCAUCUCUCCUUCUGCCCAUCUACUUCCCGCAUCUCCUCUUCUGUCUUCCCCCCAUCUCCUCUCCUCUCGCCUACUUCCAUCUCCUCUUUCUCGCCUACCCCCUGUCCCCAUCUCACAAAACAGCACGACCAUCAACACAGCUGCGGCUACCAUCAAGCAAUUAGUCAAUGUGGUGUUUGAAAGAGUAAUCAUUGAAGAUAACAUUGCAUUUCAAGAACCAAAGGGAGACCUUUCUUUUGAAGAGUUAAAGGUUGGCAGUAAAAUACCUCCCAAAUCUUUACGUCCAUGUGCAGGAGAUGCUUACCUGCUUUUCCAGGAUCUGUGCCAGCUUGUGAAUGCUGAUCAGCCUUACUGGCUCAUGGGAAUGACUGAAAUGACUCGGACUUUUGGCUUGGAGCUUGUUGAAUCAGUUCUUACCACUUUCUCAAAUAUUUUUCUAAAUCAUCCUGAGUUCAGUUUCAUGUUAAAGGAGCGUGUUUGUCCCUUAGUAAUUAAAUUAUUUUCACCAAGCCUCAAAUACAGGCAGGGGGUGCCUCCACCGCCCUCUCCAGCUCCUGCAGAGAAACCUUUCUUUCCCAUUGUUAUGAGAUUACUAAGAAUUGUGUCUAUCCUCAUCAAGUUUUAUUAUCAACUCUUGGUGACAGAGUGUGAGAUUUUCUUGUCAUUACUUGUGAAAUUUUUGGAACCAGAGAAACCAACUUGGCAACGAUGCCUUACUCUUGAAGUUCUUCAUAAGUUAACUGUGCAGCCUGAUUUGUUAAACCCAUUCCAUUCUUUCUUUUUCUUUUCUUUUUUCUCUUUUUUCUUUUCUUUUUUCUCUUUUUUCUUUUUUUCUUUUCUUUUUUUCUUUUUCUUUUCUUUAUUCUUUUUCUUUUCUUUUUCUUUCUUUUUCUUUUCUUUUUCUUUUUUUUUUCUUUUCUUUUUUUUUUUUUUUUUUUCUUUUUUCUUUUCUUUUUUCUUUUCUUUUUCUUUUUCUUUUUCUUCUUUUUCUUUUCUUCUUUUCUUUCUUCUUUUUCUUUUUCUUCUUUUCUUUUUCUUUUCUUUCUUCUUUUUCUUUCUUCUUUUUUCUUUCUUCUUUUUCUUUCUUUUCUUUUCUUUUCUUCUUUUCUUUCUUCUUUUUUUUUCUUCUUUUUCUUUUCUUCUUUUUUUCUUCUUUUUUCUUUCUUCUUUUUCUUUCUUCUUUUUCUUUCUUCUUUUUCUUUCUUCUUUUUUUUCUUUUUCUUUUCUUUUUCUUUUUCUUUCUUUUUCUUUUUUCUUUUUUCUCUUUCUUUUUUCUCUUUUUUCUUUCUUUUUUUCUCUUCUUUCUUUCUUUUCUCUUUCUUUUCUCUUUCUUUCUUUUCUCUUUCUUUCUUUUCUCUUUCUUUUUUUCUCUUUCUUUUUUUCUCUUUCUUUUUUUCUCUUUCUUUUUUUCUCUCUCCUUUUUUCUCUCUCCUUUUUUCUCUCUCCUUUUUUCUCUCUCUUUUUUUCUCUCUCUUUUUUUCUCUCUCUUUUUUUCUCUCUCUUUUUUUCUCUUUCUUUUUUUCUUUCUUUUUUUCUCUUUCUUUUUUUCUUUUUUUUUUUCUCUUUCUUUUUUUCUUUUUCUUUUUUCUCUUUCUUUUUUUUCUCUUUCUUUUUUCUCUUUCUUUUUUCUCUUUUUCUUUUUUCUCUUUCUUUUUUCUCUUUCUUUUUUUCUUUUUUUUUUCUCUUUCUUUUUCUCUUUCUUUUUUCUCUUUCUUUUUUCUUUCUUUCUUUUUCUCUUUCUUUUUUUUCUCUUUCUUUUUUCUCUUUCUUUUUCUCUUUCUUUUUUCUCUUUCUUUUUUUCUCUUUCUUUUUUCUCUUUCUUUUUUUUUUUUCUUUCUUUUUUCUCUUUCUUUUUUCUCUUUCUUUUUUUCUCUUUCUUUUUUUCUCUUUCUUUUUCUUUUUCUCUUUCUUUUAUGUUCAUAUUUUCAUGCCAACUAUGGCAGUUCUUUUUCUUUUUUCUUUCAUUCUCUUUUUUGUUUUCUUUUUCUUUUGUUUUCUUUAUCUUUUCUGUUUUCUUUUCUGUUUUCUUUUUUUCUGUUUUCUUUUCUGCUUUAUCUCUUUUUUCUGCUUUAUCUCUUUUUUCUGUUUUCUCUCUUUUUUCUGUUUUCUCUCUUUUUUUCUGUUUUCUCUCUUUUUUUCUGUUUUCUCUCUUUUUUUCUGUUUUCUCUCUUUUUUUCUGUUUUCUCUCUUUUUUUCUGUUUUCUCUCUUUUUUUCUGUUUUCUCUCUUUUUUUCUGUUUUCUCUCUUUUUUUUUUCUCUUUUUUUCUUUUUUUUCUUUUUUCUUUUUUUUUUUUUCUCUUUUCUUUUCUGUUUUUCUUUUCUUUUUCUCUUUUUCUUUUUCUUUUCUGUUUUCUUUUUCUGUUUUUCUUUUCUGUUUUCUCUUUUUUCUGUUUUUUUCUUUUUCUGUUUUUUUUUCUGUUUUUUCUGUUUUCUCUCUUUUUCUGUUUUCUUUUCUGUUUUCUCUCUUUUUUCUGUUUUCUUUUCUGUUUUCUCUCUUUUUUCUGUUUUCUUUUCUGUUUUCUCUCUUUUUUCUGUUUUCUUUUCUGUUUUCUCUCUUUUUUCUGUUUUCUUUUCUGUUUUCUCUCUUUUUUUUUUCUUUUCUGUUUUCUCUUUUUUCUGUUUUCUUUUCUUUUUUCUUUUUUCUUUUUUCUUUUCUCUUUUCUCUUUUUUUUUCUGUUUUCUCUCUUUUUUCUGUUUUUCUUUUCUGUUUUCUCUCUUUUUUUCUGUUUUCUUUUUUGUUUUCUCUCUUUUUCUGUUUUCUUUUCUGUUUUCUCUCUUUUUUCUGUUUUCUUUUCUGUUUUCUCUCUUUUUUCUGUUUUCUUUUCUGUUUUCUCUCUUUUUCUGUUUUCUUUUCUGUUUUCUCUCUUUUUUCUGUUUUCUUUUCUGUUUUCUCUCUUUUUUCUGUUUUCUCUCUUUUUUCUGUUUUCUUUUCUGUUUUCUUUUCUGUUUUCUCUCUUUUUCUGUUUUCUUUUCUGUUUUCUCUCUUUUUUUCUGUUUUCUUUUCUGUUUUCUCUCUUUUUUUUUCUUUUUUCUUUUCUGUUUUCUCUCUUUUUUUCUGUUUUCUUUUCUGUUUUCUCUCUUUUUUUCUGUUUUCUUUUCUGUUUUCUCUUUUUUUCUGUUUUCUUUUCUGUUUUCUCUCUUUUUCUGUUUUCUUUUCUGUUUUCUCUCUUUUUCUGUUUUCUUUCUGUUUUCUCUCUUUUUCUUUUUCUUUUUCUGUUUUCUCUCUUUUUUUGUUUUCUUUUUCUGUUUUCUUUUUUUCUGUUUUCUUUUCUGUUUUCUCUCUUUUUCUGUUUUCUCUCUUUUUCUGUUUUCUUUUCUGUUUUCUCUCUUUUUCUGUUUUCUCUCUUUUUCUGUUUUCUUUUCUGUUUUCUCUCUUUUCUGUUUUCUCUCUUUUUUCUGUUUUCUUUUCUGCUUUAUCUCUUUUCUGUUUUCUCUCUUUUCUUUUCUGUUUUCUCUCCUUUUUUCUCUCCUUCUUUCUCUCCUUCUUUUUUCUCUCUUUCUUUUCUCUCCUUUUUUUCUGUUUUCUCUCUUUUUUUCUGUUUUCUCUCUUUUUUUCUGUUCCAAAGCCCAGGACAUGCAGGGAACUCCCCCAGCAAUGGUGGGGGGUCUGCCUGUAGGGAGUGGUGUCUCCCCACAGCCAGCUUUCAUGUACCGUGGCAUCUGGAUCCCCUUCAUUCUCACCAUACCCCAAGGACAAACUAAACCAGUGUUUUUAGAAGUGUUGGAUAAGAUCGAGCCACCUCAAAUCUCUGAUGGCUAUGGUCUUUCCCUUGCUUUCCAUUGUCUGAUGGAGAUUGUCAAAAGUGUUCAGUUUCUGAUUGAAGGGGAGGCAGAGGAAGGCAAAGACGAGCUGGUUGAACAGAAAAAGAGUCCAACCACACCAACUGAAGAACAAGAACAGAAUUUACAUUCCGAGCUGAUCAACUCUUCCUGGUGUGGGAUGUUGGCAUCUCUCUCUCUGCUUCUUGAUGCUAGCACUGAUGAAAGCGCUACAGAGUCAAUCCUCAAGUCCCAGCAGAUCUAUGCCAGUCUAUGUGGCCAGAUGUCGAUGAACACAGCAAGAGAUGCAUUCAUCACAGCCUUGUGUAAAGCCUCUUUGCCUCCUCACUAUGCUCUCACUGUGCUCAAUUCUACCCAGACGGCUGGAGACUCAAGCACGGCAGCUGCUUCACCAAAAGUGAAUGAAGCCAAAGAACAUUUUUGUUCAAAUGGCCUUUUUAUUUUGUUUUAUUUUUCUGUUUUCUAUCUUUUUUCCAUCUCUGUCUGUUUUCUGUCGCUAUCUUUUUCCUCCUCUUUGCUCAUGUUUUUUUCCCCUCUUUGCUCAUGUUUUUUUCCCCUCUUUGCACAUGUUUUUUUCCCCUCUUUGCUCAUGUUUUCCCCCCCCUCUUUGCACAUGUUUUUUCCAACUCUUUGCACAUGUUUUUUUCCCCCCUCUUUGCACAUGUUUUUUUCCCCUCUCUGCACAUGUUUUCCCCCCUCUUUGCACAUGUUUUUUUCCCCCUCUUUGCUCUUUGUCCGCCUUCUCUGCCCUUUGCUCUUUGUCCGCCUUCUCUGCCCUUUGCUCUUUGUCCGCCUUCUCUGCCCUUUGCUCUUUGUCCGCCUUCUCUGCCCUUUGCUCGUGUUUCCCUCCCCCUCUUUGCUCGUGUUUCCCUCCCCUUUGCUUUUUCUCCCCUGUUUCCCUCCCCUUUUGCUCGUGUUUCCCUCCCCUCUUUGCUCGUGUUUCCCUCCCCUCUUUGCUCGUGUUUCCCUCCCCUCUUUGCUCGUGUUUCCCUCCCCUCUUUGCUCGUGUUUCCCUCCCCCUUUUGCUCGUGUUUCCUCCCCCUCUUUGCUCGUGUUUCCCUCCCCCCUCUUUGCUCGUGUUUCCCUCCCCUCUUUGCUCGUGUUUCCCUCCCCCUCUUUGCUCCCCUGUUUCCUCCCCCUCUUUGCUCGUGUUUCCCUCCCCUCUUUGCUCGUGUUUCCCUCCCCCUCUUUGCUCGUGUUUUUUUCCAUCUCUUUGCCAUUUCUUUGUCUUGUUUUUUUUUCAUUCUUCAUUUUUGCUACUUUUGUUUUUCUUUCAAUUAAUCUUUCUCAAAGGAAAGAAUGA